Messenger RNA from Numida meleagris (helmeted guineafowl), 967 nucleotides. RefSeq names its product coiled-coil domain-containing protein 81-like. The coding region runs from base 1 to 414 and encodes 137 amino acids. Gene Ontology annotation, cellular component: centrosome. The record is from RefSeq and is a predicted model, not a curated record. NCBI's taxonomy places the organism in Eukaryota, Metazoa, Chordata, Aves, Galliformes, Numididae. The transcript has 2 exons.
AUGGUUCCAGGACUCGGGGUCUUUGCUGUGAUCCAAGAGCAAUUCCACAGCAAAGAAGAGGCGGUUUCGGUUCGAAGACCUGUCUUCCAGAUGGACCUCGGUGUGCUGUGGCUGGAGGACGUCCAGUCUCCCAACGAGAUUGUCCCUGACUGUGUCAAGAUUGAGCCGCUGAACUACCGGCAGCUAGCGCGAGCCACCGCCUUCCCGCUGCACGUGGUGCAGCUCUGUGUGCAAGAGACCAUCCUCUUGUACUGCCACUUCCUGAAGAACAAGGUGCACAUCUCGUUCGCCUUCAAGCACUUGCGCGUUCUGACGUGCAAAGAUGACUUCCUCUGCAUGAGGUUCUACUACAACUGCAUUGCUAUGCUGGAGAGCAAUGCAAGACCGAUUGCAGCACUCCACAGCGUAAGUUGAGGUUUUGAGGGUGUGCCAUCAGAUCACGGCUGGCCUGCCUGGAUGUGGUAGGCCGGUCCAAUGCCUUUCCCAGUGCUUGCCCCCACGGCUUUCUCCACUGGCCAAAGAGAUUUCCUGGAUCCCUGCUCCUGCAGAAAGCCUGGCAGUGUUCUUGCACGGCCUCACUAUUUUGCCAUCCAGCUCCUUCAGAACAAAGGUCUGAUGUUCAUGGAAGAGGCUUUGGUGGAGAGCAGCUUUCUUUUGGCACAGGAGACAGGCUUGCUUCCUGUCAACAAGAGCCAUGGAAAAACUGCCUUGGCAAGCCUCCAGCAGGUCUGUGUCCCUUUGCAGAGAAUUUGGCCGGAACAUUCUGCUGACUUCAGCCCAGAAACCACCGCUCACGGGAUCCAGGUGUUCCCGAGGUGAGUGCGUUUCCUCUGCAGCCCUUAGCUGAGCAGGUGAGAGGCUUCCUUCCCACCUCCUCCUUUGGAACGUGUCCUGUUGGGUCUCCAUGCUCAGCAGCCAUUCGGGGAGAAAUCCUGAGAAGUCUGGCUCCUGGUUCACUACUGCUGCC